This is a messenger RNA of Chaetomium globosum CBS 148.51, 903 nucleotides long. RefSeq lists its product as uncharacterized. NCBI's taxonomy places the organism in Eukaryota, Fungi, Ascomycota, Sordariomycetes, Sordariales, Chaetomiaceae. The record is from RefSeq and is a predicted model, not a curated record. Bases 1 to 903 code for a protein of 300 amino acids. The transcript has 3 exons.
AUGAAUGACCACCCAUAUCGGUGGCCCCUCAGCCAACAGGGAACGAGAAGGCCCUCAUUUGACCCACCCCGUGUCGACACAAACAAUCUCGGGCACAAUGAGUUCAUGUGGCCGGUCUCGGUCAUGGUGGCUCAUGGAGAUCAGGCCUACCUCCAGGCCCUAUUCAGUGGUGACUGGCCCGACGCCUUCAUCCACGCCAAGUUUGUCGAGGACGCCCGGCUUCCCACCGACGAGUACGUGCGGCCGUAUCAGACACCGAUGGGCCACAUCAUCUGCACUCGAGCCAUCAAGGCCUUGGUCAGGCCUGAAGGCUUGGUCGAUUUCGAAACCAUUCUUCUUCCAAUUUUGGAAGAAGAAGUCUACCCAUACGACAACAUGGCCAUCAUCAUGGGCCAACCCCAGGUCGAAUUCUUCAUGGGUCCCGAUUGGCCCGGCAUCGAACCCCUCCAGCCCCUGCCGAGGCCGGACUUCUCCUCUCCUCGCCACUCCCUUACGUUUCCCGGCGCCCCGGCGAUGUACGGUCCCACGAUGACGGGGGACUUUCACAACAACACGCUGCUGCCCGCCUGGCCGUCGUACCCGGCUUACACGCCGAACCAGACCCAAGUCAACUUCUCUCAGGUCGGCGGCCACUAUACGUUUGCCUCCGCCGCCAUGGCGGGCGGACUCUCUCGGGAGGAUCAAACCAGAAUGUGGGUCGAUAAUUACUACAACGGCAACACCGGCAGCGGCAGCAAUGAGAACGGUGUCGAUGACAGCGGGAACAAUGUCCCAUCCUGGGGUGGGGAACUCAGGGGCAGAUGGAGGCUAGGGCGAAUGGAGACCAGUGAGUCAAGACUGCGGGCGUUUGUUGUUUGGAUGAAUCUUGAGCGCCAGAUCCAGAUUGGAGUCUCCGCCCACUAG